GCCGGGCCGUCGCCGCGGAGGAGGGAGGGGGCCGUGGCGGCGGCGGCCGUGCGAGGGCGGCGGCCCGGUGCGGCCCGGUCCCGGCGAGCCAUGCGGCGGCCGUAGCCAUGCAGCGAGCCGAGCUGCGGGAGGGGGAGGCGGCGGCCGCGGCCUCCUACCGGGUGCUGAGCCGCCUGCUGGGCUAUGGGGCCGGACCGGAGGCGGGCGCGGCGGGCGGCGCCGUUACCGGCGCGGCGGGAGCGGGGCCGUUGGGCCCCGGCGGCGGGCGGUUGCCGACAACGGCGUUACCGGGCGGCGUGACUCUGCGGGCCCCGCCGCCGCAGCUGAUGGUGUUCCGCAACGCGGCGGAGGGGAGGCCCGGCGAGGAGGGCGGCCCGGCGGCGGGAGGCGGCGGCGGCGGCGGGGGGGGCGGCCCGGCGGGCGGCGGAGAGCUGCUCUGCCCGCGGCACCGCUGCGCCCUGGAGCCCAAAGCGGCGGCCCGGUGGGGGGCCGGGCCGGCGGGCGGGCUGGAGCUGCAGCUGGCGGCGCUGGGGCUGCGGCCGGGCGGGCUGGGCGCGAAGGGAGCGGCGGGCUGCCCCUGCCCCUGCCUCGGCCCGCCGCCCCCCGCCGGGCCCGCCGCCGAGGAGACCAGCGACGCUCUGCUGGUGCUGGAGGCCUUGGAACCGGACGAGGCCGGGAGCUGCUCCGAGGAGGAACCGGCUUCCCCCGGCCGCGGAGCCGCCCGCCCCGUCGGGAGAGGAGCCGCCGGCCCCGCGCCGCCGCCCGCCGCCGCCCCCGGGGGAACCGGCGGUAGGAAGGGCUCGCUGAAGAUCCGCCUCAGCCGCUUGUUCCGCACCAAGAGCUGCAGCGGCGGCUCGGCUACCGGCGACGCCGCCGCCACCGAGGGUCGGCGUACCGGGGAGCUGCCCGCCUCGGCCGGCAGCCUGACCGACGUCUGCGGGGCCCGCGGCCGGGAGCAGGAGGCGGGCAGGAAACACAGACUGACAAGAACUCAAAGUGCCUUUUCCCCGGUUGUGUUCAGCCCCCUCUUCACAGGUGAAACAGUGUCACUAGUGGACGUGGACAUCUCUCAACGAGGACUGACCUCCCCUCACCCUCCGACUCCACCACCUCCACCACGAAGAAGCCUCAGCCUGCUAGAUGAUAUCAGUGGGACGCUGCCUACGUCUGUCCUAGUGGGUCCAAUGGGCUCCUCCCUGCAGUCUUUCCCUCUGCCUCCGCCUCCUCCGCCCCAUGCCCCAGAUGCCUUCCCACGGAUUGUCCCGCUGAGGCCGAUGGAGGCUAUGCCGGGCCAGCCCGCCCCGCACCUGCAGUGUCCGCUCUACCGCCCGGACUCCAGCAGCUUCGCAGCCAGCUUGCGAGAGCUGGAGAAGUGCGGGUGGUACUGGGGACCGAUGAACUGGGAGGACGCAGAGAUGAAGCUGAAAGGGAAACCGGAUGGGUCCUUUCUGGUCCGAGACAGUUCUGACCCCCGUUACAUCCUGAGCCUCAGCUUUCGGUCGCAGGGCAUCACCCAUCACACCAGGAUGGAGCACUACAGAGGGACCUUCAGCCUGUGGUGCCAUCCCAAGUUUGAAGACCGCUGCCAGUCUGUGGUGGAGUUCAUAAAGAGAGCAAUCAUGCACUCUAAAAACGGGAAGUUUCUCUACUUCCUCCGAUCCAGGGUUCCAGGUCUCCCUCCAACGCCUGUCCAGCUCCUGUAUCCAGUCUCCAGGUUCAGCAAUGUCAAAUCCCUUCAGCACCUUUGCCGCUUUCGGAUCAGGCAGUUGGUCCGAAUAGACCACAUCCCCGAGCUCCCGCUGCCCAAGCCCCUCAUCUCCUACAUCCGCAAGUUCUACUACUACGACCCGCAGGAGGAGGUGUAUCUGUCGCUGAAGGAAGCUCAGCUCAUCUCCAAACAGAAGCAGGAGCCUGAAUCUUCCACGUAGCGAGGCUGCCUCGCCCGCCUUGUUGCUGUCACUGAUGGAAUGUGAUUGUUGCCAUCCUGUAGCCCGAGUCAGGCUGUGGUGGGAAGGAGGCAUGUGAUGGUGAAGCCUGCUUCUGCGGUGCCGCUUCUGCUCUCAAGCUCUUUCGUACAGAGAAGAGGGUUCAAGACUCCUAAGAAGCACAGCAGAACGGGAACAAGAGCCUCGGCUCCUGGCUGAGGAAGGGGGUCUCGGAGGCAGCUGAGCCCAGCUAACAGACUCCUCGCAGAACAAAGAAUGUCAUGGCACUAUGUACAAUUUUUUUGAAAGUUUUAUUUUUGAUGUCUUUUUGUUUUUAUUUUCAGCAUGAGAAAUACUGUCUUAUGAUCAGCUGAAUUUUAUUAUCCUCCCUUGGAAACUUCAAGGUGGGGAGAGAUGGAGAAGGGGACUCUCUAGGAAGAUCAUCUGCUCCAGGCAUUAUGGCAAGACUGUUCUUUGGCCCUCACUAAGAGGGGAUGCAGCCAGAGAGCUGCUUGGAGGCAGACUGAGCCAGAAUCACGUGCAGCUACGUGGAAUAACCUCCGGGGAGCAUGGAGCUCCGAACAGCGGGCAGCUGCACAGCUCUCCUGCUUCCUAGGGUUUGGGAGAAGAGGACCGGACCUAGUCUUGGGCAGCUGAGCUUUGCAACUGGUUUUGCAGGGUGGUCCUGUGUUUUUAAUUCGGGUCCAAGGAAGGAAGAGCACAUGAGCCGUUCGGAGGUCCUGGAGCCUUCUGCCAAAGGGAAUGGCUGCUGCUGCACUGGGGAGCAAGGAGUCGUCGUUCCCUUAGCAAACACUGGAAGAUUUCGCUGAACCCCUGUGAUAAGUGGAAGGAAGGUGACAAAGAUGUUGCUGUAACUAUUGCAGCAGUCCAUGGACCAAAGGUACUUGCUGUAGCGAUCUCAGUUUUUCAGAGCCGUGGGACACGCACUUCUACCCUUUCUCUGGCUGCGUCCAGAAGCUGUGAACGAAGAGGCUUUCUGUAGAGCUGUGAAGGAUCCUGAUCAGGAGCCGCUGGGGCAUUAAGAGGCAUCUUUGGGCUGACUUGGAGCCAGAAAGAGAUAACUGAGUGUGAUUCUGGAACGGCAUCUGAUCUCUUCGAGCUUGCUUGCUGCUUCCUUCCCUUCCUGGGGUGUCUGUGGAACCACAGCAGUUCAGAAAUACCCGCCCCUGCCUUCAAAUCCUGGUCUGCUGUUUUCACCCGUUGCAGCAACUGCAAAGGGUUUGCAUUUCAUGGUUUAAAGUGAUGCUGAGAAGUCUGGAGAAGCAUCUUUCCUCCUGCGUUUAAACAAGCAAACCUUCCUGUGCCCUCAACCAGAGUGAAGGAAACGCUCCAUCCCGCAGCAGCGCGGUCUGCAGACGCGAUGCUGCGUGUGGCCCAGGUAGCCAGAUGUGAGGGUGGUGCCCUGUGGCCUGGCUGCAGUCGCUCAGGAGCUGCUCGGACUUUGGUUUGGCCCUGCAGAAUGGUCUGUGUCCUUGAAUUAGACGCAAUUGUGUGGAUCUUAAAGCAGCCUGGAAAAAUUCUGAUUGUCUGCCAAGCGUUGCUACGAAGGGUGCUAAUAAAUCCUGCCCUCCCUUUCUUCACCCUCGCCUCUGGCCUCAGUUUUGGUCUUGGAGAAAAAGUAUGUUUUUUUAAAAAAGGAUUUGGCUUCCAGAUGAAUAACUAAGCUUCAAAAUCUGUAGAAAUACCUCAUCGGACACUACUCGCUACUGACUCUGUGUUGCGUUGUUGGGGCAGCAGAAGGGGGAGCUGCCCCAAGACGUGCUGAACAGCAUAUCCCGACCCUUGAUGAAAUUGGAGCUAAUCUAGUCUACAGCUACCGUGUCCCCUCUGCGCGGGGACCAGCGCUCAUCCCCGCACAGCCGCCGCGGCGUUUCCUCCCCUCUCGGCUGCAGCCCUUCAGCUCGCACCAAGUUAUCGGCGGAGCCUGCAAAUAAAUGCAAACGCUUCGAUAACGCACAGCACGUUGGGCAAAUGUCGUGGGGGGGGGGGAGCAUCUGUACGUGUGCAGGUGAAACUCGAAUAUCCGCACGCCUGGCCCUGCUGCACCUCGGCUGUCCGUGUGCUUGAAGAUUCGAAUCUUCCAACUUAUCCGCAAGCUGGAAAGGAAAACCUUCUGGUGAGCCAAGCCCGGUCUGAUGCCUGAAGUGUCCAACUCCGUGCCAGCGAAGAACAGUGCGCUCAGCGCAUGUGUCUCCUGUCCAGCUUCUCUCCAAAAAGAGACCCUGGAGGCAAGGACACGAUGACGUGGGCCAGGGCGUGUGGAUAGGCGUGAAAUGGGGGGGCUGCGAGUCUCCCCUUGCUGAAGCCAGGGAGAAGCCGGUCCUCUCCCUAGUGUGGUGGUAGUGAUGGCAUUUCCACGCCUUCCUUCCCUGUUCUGAGAUGGAGAGGUGCAGGCUGCGUUUGGGAAGGGGAAGCAGCUGACCUGGAGGGCAGACCAGGGAAAACGUGCGCUGGGAAUCGGUGCAGACCCCGUCCUGUCGACGGUGGCCUCGGCCUGGGGUGAAAACGCACAACCCUGCUGUGCGGUGGGUCAGGAGAGCCGUCCCGCACCGCUCCAUCCCCUGCCCCUCCAGGGAGCUCCCUGCGUACCCCCGGCGCUCCCCGCGAGGGUUGGGGGGGGUGGCUCUGCGGCUUUCGGAGCUGUUGAAGAAGCAGCCAGACUUCAGGGGCAAUACUUGAAUUACAGGUAUUUGGUCGGCUGUCGCUGUCCUCGGGAGGACUUCUCCCAACAGCCUGCUGGUGCUUCUGCUGUUACUUGAACCCUGUGCCCAGCGGGGCCAGCCCCCCCCGGUUUGGGGCCAGCGGCAGCGCUUGGGGUCCGCCUGCAGCAGCUGAAAUGAGGGAGGAGUCGUGCUCUGGGGUGUUGGAUAGGGGAUGGUGGGACACCAGCAUGUCAGGCUGAUGUGCCUGGUGUCAGCUGUAGCUGCGCGAGACCUAUCGAUCUGCAACCGCAGGACCCGUGGGGUCAGCUCUGCCGCGAAGGUGGCAGAUGCUCUUCAGCCUUCCCAGGGUCCUGCUCCACCUCUCCUUGCCCCAAGACAGCCAGGGGAGCUGGAGCGUGGUCAGUGCCAGCCUGCUGCCUGCGCCCAAUAGCGCUGGACAGGAUCCCAAGGUUAACUGUAGUUAACAGCCUUCUCUUGAAAUCUGUUUAAAAUAAAGCUGUUCCUAGAGUUCCUUCACAUCUAGGUGUAAGGGGCAGGAGGGGCUUGAUCUGCUGUUUGGCCGUGGAAAAGGUCCAGAGCUGCUGUUCCGAGGCUGGGUGUGAGUGGAGCAAGCAGAGCGGUCUCUGCCGAGGGCGUGAAGGUCUCUGUGGACGCGGGUGAGAUCUCCAGGAGGUGCCUCGGUCCUCUCUCGCCAGCGAAUGAGUCCCCAUCCCUGUUUGUAUCCUGCUUGGAGUGGUGGUGUAGGUUGGUUCUGGAGGGUGCUCUCAUCCUGCUGAUUUGGAAUUUUUUUUUUUAUAGCCUCCUUUGUCCAACCUUGAAUUCUGCAGAGGUGGUUGCUGUCUUCCUCCCUCUACCAGGGGCUGGAGGCAGAUGAACAAUGAAACAGACCAUUAAAAACUACCAAAGCGCAGAAAGUACCUAUGGAAAAAGCUCCUUUUUCAGCUGGAGAUGGUGCUUUCUCAGCUGGAUGGGUGCAGCCUUCAGCCGUGCGUUGUACCCGGUCAUCAGGUCGGCAAGGUCCCGUGGCGUGGUUUGCUCGGGCUGGCUGCUCUGUGCAGGGCCCCUGCUCCAACCCCUGCCGCCUGUUUCAAGGUGGGGAAUGACCUGGUAGUCCUGCAGUGUGAACAUAUGAUAAGCCAGGACAGUUUCCUUGCGUGGCAGCUUUCAGCUCAGCAUCGACCUCCUUGGGGCCAAAAGAAGCGGGGGG
Messenger RNA from Phalacrocorax carbo (great cormorant), 5816 nucleotides. Lineage: Eukaryota; Metazoa; Chordata; Aves; Suliformes; Phalacrocoracidae. The record is from RefSeq and is a predicted model, not a curated record.